GGUCUUUCCAAAAAUCCAAUUGUGGAUAUGGCGGCGUGUGGAGUGAAGAAUGCGGCUGUGGAGCUUUGGCGGCUUGUUCCAAUCGUCGCCUCGCUGAUCUUGGAGCUGGAUUUGUAGCCCUCGCCAUGGCUUUGCACGCCAAAUUCGUCUUGGCGUGCAAGGAUCCCUACGUCAGAUUGACUGGAUUCCCGGUGCUAGCGCAUUGUAAAGAAAUCUGCGCUGCAAGGCCCGGAGCUGGAGUGGCAUCCACCCAUCAGGAAAAAAUUGUUAGCAGUUUCUUUGGUUCUCUGCUGCGGCAAACGAGAAGUUUUCGACGUAGAACGCGACAGGCAAUUGUUAUUCAUGGAGCCAUGGACGUAAGUCUGGAGACAAUCAACGACCUUGGAUUGGACACGCUUACUUUCCUCGUCGCCACAGUGCUCGUCGUGCCUUCAUUCAAAGCCUUCAAAGCAAGCCCUAUUUUGGGAUUUCUCUUGUCUGGAGUAGUGAUGAACCAGCUCGGACUUAUCAGAAACGUGACGGACAUCAAAGCUCUAUCUGAACUAGGUAUACUUUUCCUUCUCUUUGAAAUGGGAUUAGAAUUGUCUCUCGCUCGUUUAAAAGCAUUGGCCAAGUAUGCAUUUGGCAUGGGAUUUGCACAGGUUUUACUAUCGACAGUAGCGUUCGCAGCAUUUGAGCUUCCACCAAAUGGAGCACUGGGAACUAGACUUCUCGAAUUUCUUUUCCAUUCUCGACCGGAUCUUGUAAAUAUUAGAACUGUAGACGAAGCUGUAGUUAUUGGAGCGGGUUUAUCAUUGUCUUCUUCCGCAUUUGUCUUGCAGCUUCUUUCAGAGAAGGGAGAACUUCCAACAAGAUUUGGCUCUGCCACCCUUGGAAUUCUUCUGUUUCAAGACAUUGCUGUCGUACCUUUGCUGGUCAUUCUACCAAUUCUAGAAACCGGGGUAUGUUAUUCUGAUAUCUCAUCUGCUCGUAUCUUCAUAUCGAUAUUACAGAAUUUUUCACAAGAGAGUCUCUGGCCUGUAAUGGCGGCUGAAAGUCUAAAAGCCUUGGGUGGCUUGGGAGCACUGUCCCUUGGCGGACAAUUACUUCUUCGUCGUAUUUUUGAGGUCGUAGCAGAUUCAAGGAGCUCCGAAGCUUUUGUAGCUCUUUGUUUGCUUACAGUCACUGGAACGUCUCUGCUAACGCAAAAGCUUGGGUUCAGCGACACGCUUGGAGCAUUUCUCGCUGGUGCACUUUUAGCGGAGACAAAUUAUCGCACACAAGUCGAAGCAGACAUUCGUCCUUUCAGAGGAUUAUUGCUUGGACUGUUUUUUGUAACGACGGGCACAUCGAUCGAUCUCCAGCUUUUAAUUCGAGAGUGGCCAAAUGUUUUAGCACUCCUAGGUGGCUUAAUCGCGAUAAAAACACUAAUCACUACCGCCAUUGGCAAUAAAGUUGGCUUGUCACUGCCAGAAAGUGUUCGUACUGGCCUGCUUCUCUCACAAGGUGGAGAAUUUGCCUUCGUGGUUUUCGCUCUUGCAAACAGGCUUGGAGUAUUGCCCUUGGAGCUCAACCGUUUACUCAUUAUCGUGGUUGUAUUGUCGAUGGCUCUCACUCCUUUCUUGAACGAGAUUGGUCGCAAGCUUGCUACCAUUAUUGAGUUGAAAAUUCAACAAGAUUCUACGGAGAUUAAAAAGGUGGAAAUUCCUAAAGUUGCUGAGCCGGUUGUUAUUGUUGGAUUUGGUCAGACUGGCCAGGUUCUAGCCAACUUCCUGUCUACGCCUCUAGCAAAUGGUCCUGGCGGUGAUGUUGAAGGCUGGCCAUAUCUAGCAUUUGAUCUUGAUCCUAACCGCGUGAAGGUGUCUAGGACGCUGGGCUUUCCUGUCCUGUAUGGAGAUGGAUCACGGCCAUUGGUGUUACAAACUGCUGGGGUGGUAAAACCGAAGGCACUCAUGGUGAUGUACACUGGCAGAGGAAGUGCUGUGCAAGCAGUGGAGAGGCUGCGGCUAGCAUUUCCAGAGACGCCUAUAUUCGCUAGAGCACAAGACUUGGGACACUUGCUCGAGCUUAAACAAGCCGGCGCUACUGAUGCUAUCUUGGAAAACGCUGAGACGAGCUUGGAGCUUGGGUCUGUGCUACUCCGGGGCCUCGGAGUCAUGCCGGACGACGUCAACUUCUUGAGACGCAUAAUGCGCGAGUCUCUGGAUGUCCAAGCGCAGGAAGCACUGGAGAAGAAAGCUGGUGGCGAGUUUGCGUGGGUGAAACCAUUCCAGGACAAGGUGCGAGAUCAUUCCACCAAGACCGGGUCCAAACAAGAUUUAAGCACCGAGUCCUUAGCUAGCAAUGGGAGCUUUGUAGAUAAUUCUUCACUGGAGAAGCACCGUGACAGUAAAACAUGAAUCACUCGGAAACAUUCGAAAGCGUCAAGACGAGCAAAAGUUGGCGCCAAUUGAGCAAGAUAAGUGACACAAAAUGUGAAGGUAGUGCUCCACGCAACCAGAUAUCUGGAAUAUAUCCCGGGAUGCGUUACACACUCCCGAACUAUAAAA
Molecule: messenger RNA, 2528 nt
Organism: Selaginella moellendorffii
Lineage: Eukaryota; Viridiplantae; Streptophyta; Lycopodiopsida; Selaginellales; Selaginellaceae
Product: K(+) efflux antiporter 3, chloroplastic
Exons: 18
Coding region: 126-2378 (750 amino acids)
Biological process (GO): potassium ion transport; proton transmembrane transport
Cellular component (GO): membrane; chloroplast
Molecular function (GO): antiporter activity
Source: RefSeq, a predicted model, not a curated record